Messenger RNA from Eruca vesicaria subsp. sativa (arugula), 1705 nucleotides. NCBI's taxonomy places the organism in Eukaryota, Viridiplantae, Streptophyta, Magnoliopsida, Brassicales, Brassicaceae. The record is from the annotation of a GenBank genome assembly.
UCGUCAUCAUCUUCUUCGAUAGUCCCGCGCCCUCCUGCGAAAUUCAAAUUCUCUCCAUUGCCCUCUCUCUCUCUCUUCCAUGGAGAAUCACUUUCUUAUCUCCGACGAGGAAGAUCCGGCCACUCCACUCCCAUCUCUCUCUAAACGGGCCCGAAAAGAUCCAAUCUCUGCGAUUAUGAUAUCAGAUUCUGAUCCGACACCGUAUAAGCAGCCGUCAGAAUCUUCUUCCACUCCUUUGAUUGUCCCAGAUACACCUCUCUCUGAUGAUUUCUCUGUCGUCAAGUGUUCCUUUGGUUCUGGAGCAUUAGCUUCAUACCGCGAUGACAAAUUCUCCGGUAAACGAGUGAUAUCUCUGGAUUCAGAGUUUGAGGAUAGUCCUCGACCUGAAACUUCGAAGAAGUGUGAACCUGUGCUACCUCGAGGGUUGGAAUCUGGAUAUAGUGAUGCAGGUUGUAGUGAGGCUAAUUAUGAGUAUGGUAGAAUACCUGAGAGGAUAGCCGGUAAUACUAAUUGUAUGCAUGAAGUCAGUGUUCCCUCUUGGCUGACCAAUGAUACUAUCGAGGUAAACGCUGACCAAGAAAAAGAAAAUAUAAGCACCGAGAACAUGGGUAGAAAAAAGCAGAUCAGAAAUUAUAAAACUACAACUCUUCAACGUAGAGAAUUGCCAAAAAAACAGUUUUCCAAAGAAGAAAAAAUCUGCGCAAUGGAGGAGAAGAAGUUGAGAAAAGAGCAAGAUAAAUUACAUAAAGCAGCCGAAGUUGAGCGUAGAAAGCUAGAAAAGGAAAAGCAACAAUGGGAAAAGGGAAAAUUAGCCUUGAAACAUAUCGUUGCUGAGAUUGACACUAAAAUCGUUGAAGGAUCCAUUGGAGGUGUUCUACUUUCAAGGUUCUCUGAGAAAGGCAUUGCAUUCCGUGUAGCCCCUAAUCCAAUUGAUAGAUCCAUUGUGUGGACUAUGACAAUUCCAGAGAAUAUUGCUUUGGCUUUCCCAGGAGGGCUCACGAUUCGUUAUGUGUUACUAGUGUAUGAGGCUGAAGAAUUUUGUAACCUUGUUGCUUAUGAAAAGUUUCUAGAAAACAUCUCAAGAGUUCAAGACCGAUAUACAUCUUGUACGGUGUGCUGCCUCACCAAUAAGUUACUGUCCUAUGUAAAGAAAAGGGAAAAGGAAGAGUACAAGAACCCGGGUGGUUGGAUACAGCCUCCCAUUGAUGAGGUACUUGCAAAAUUAACUACUCACUAUGUUAAAGUACAUUCGAGACACUGUGUAGACGAGGCUGAGGUCACUGAACAUGUUGUUGGUUUAACAAUCAGUCUGGCUUCUUGUCACUUCAGGAAGAAACUAACUAUGUUAUCAGUAAAUGCUAAUGGUGCAUUAGUCACCAAGGAUUCAGUUGACAAACACAUGAUUAAAAAGAGUCCAUGGUUAAAAGCGUUAGUGGCAAUACCAAAGGUGCAACCAAGAUACGCUGUCGCAGUGUGGAAGAAAUAUCCAUCUAUGAAGUCUCUUCUUAAGGUUUAUAUGGACCCUAACAUAUCGAUUCAUGAGAAGGAGUUUCUAUUGAAAGACUUGAAAGUGGAAGGCUUACUAGGAGGAGAUAUAAGGUUAGGUGAGGUUUGUUCGAAGCGGAUAUACAGAGUUCUUAUGUCUCCAAGUGGAAUCAUUAAGACUGAUGAUGUUGAAAACGGUGCUGCUUUUUUCACACAUUAG